AGUUUGACGGUUUGACUGACCACAGCUGAGCUAGCCUCUCUCCUUCCUUGCUUCCCUCUCGCUGUCUCCUUCCUCACCUUCCUCUCCACCUUCCUCCCCCACCCAACCCAAACCCUCAUCCAGCUCCGCGGUCCGCGGUCCGCGCUCCUAUAUACCUCCCUAUGCGCCCCCAAACCUCGCCUCCGACCAAGACGACGACGGAUACCAGGACGAGGACCGGAGAUGGGCGGCUGCUUCUCCACCAACACACCCGCGACGCCGGCGGCCGAGCGAAGGCGGCGGCGGCGGCGGAGGCAGAGGGCUGCGUCGCCGGAGAAGGGCAGCGGCGGCGGGGCGGAGGGGGUCGCCCGCGUGGUGGAGUUCGGCUACGAGCGGGACUUCGAGGGCCGGUACGAGGUCGGCCGGCUGCUGGGGCACGGCCAGUUCGGCUACACCUUCGCCGCCACCGACCGCGGCUCCGGGGACCGCGUCGCCGUCAAGCGCAUCGACAAGGCCAAGAUGAACCGACCUGUUGCUGUGGAAGAUGUAAAGAGAGAAGUGAAGAUUCUUAAAGCCCUUAAAGGCCAUGAGAACAUUGUUCAUUUCUACAAUGCAUUUGAGGACGAUUCAUAUGUGUAUAUUGUGAUGGAACUAUGCGAGGGUGGUGAACUAUUGGACCGGAUCUUGGCAAAGAAAAACAGCCGCUAUAGCGAGAAAGAUGCAGCAGUGGUAGUGCGGCAAAUGCUCAAAGUGGCUGCUGAGUGUCAUCUGCGUGGGUUAGUCCACCGAGAUAUGAAGCCUGAGAACUUCCUUUUCAAAUCAACCAAGGAGGACUCGCCUCUGAAGGCCACAGAUUUUGGUUUAUCAGACUUUAUAAAUCCAGGGAAGAAGUUCCGUGAUAUAGUCGGCAGUGCCUAUUAUGUUGCACCAGAAGUAUUAAAACGGCGGUCUGGCCCUGAGUCUGAUGUUUGGAGCAUAGGGGUCAUAACUUACAUUUUGCUCUGUGGGAGACGUCCUUUUUGGGAUAAAACAGAGGAUGGUAUAUUCAAGGAGGUUCUAAGAAACAAGCCUGAUUUUCGUAAGAGGCCUUGGCCAAGCAUCAGUACAAGUGCUAAAGAUUUUGUUAAAAGGUUGCUUGUGAAGAACCCAAGGGCGAGAUUAACAGCAGCUCAAGCCCUCUCACAUCCAUGGGUGAGAGAAGGAGGAGAUGCAUCUGAGAUCCCUGUUGAUAUAUCUGUAUUGUACAACAUGCGCCAGUUUGUCAAAUACAGCCGUUUUAAGCAAUUUGCGCUGAGGGCUUUAGCAAGUACAGUCAACGAGGAAGAACUAGCAGAUCUGAAGGAUCAAUUCGAUGCAAUUGAUAUUGAUAAAAGUGGAUCGAUUAGUAUUGAGGAAAUGCGGCAUGCCCUUGCAAAGGAUCUUCCUUGGAGAUUGAAGGGUCCCCGUGUUCUCGAGAUUAUUCAAGCAAUCGACAGCAACACCGAUGGUCUUGUCGACUUCAAAGAGUUUGUUGCAGCAACUCUCCAUAUACACCAGAUGGCCGAGCUGGACUCUGAAAGGUGGGGCCUACGCUGCCAAGCUGCCUUCAGCAAAUUUGAUCUGGAUGGCGAUGGAUACAUCACACCUGACGAGCUUAGAAUGGUGCAGCACACCGGCUUAAAGGGGUCCAUCGAGCCAUUGCUGGAGGAGGCCGACAUCGACAAGGACGGGAGGAUAAGCUUGUCCGAAUUCCGCAAGCUUCUGCGAACCGCGAGCAUGAGCAACCUCCCGAGCCCGACCGGAGUCCCGAAUCCCCAAGCUUUGUGACAAUCGCCUGGGAGCAUCCAGGAAGAUGAUAAAGUACAGUAGUCUGUUUUUCUUCUUCCUUUUUGUUGUGUCUUUUGCUGUUUUCUGCGUUCCGUGCGAUGUGAUGAGAGCUUCUGAUUUUUAGCAUCCAGGUUCUGUGUGUGCAGUUAAGUAUGCAUGAGUAGAUAACGGUUCAGGGUAAAUAUAUUUAUUCACAGAGAAGUGUGUUCCAAGGCCCAAACAGCCUGUCUUUGUACAGUAUUCUUUGUUGUCGCCGUAGAUCUGCUAAGUAUGAUUCGAUUCGA
This is a messenger RNA of Brachypodium distachyon (stiff brome), 2069 nucleotides long. RefSeq names its product calcium-dependent protein kinase 4. NCBI's taxonomy places the organism in Eukaryota, Viridiplantae, Streptophyta, Magnoliopsida, Poales, Poaceae. The transcript has 12 exons. Gene Ontology annotation, biological process: intracellular signal transduction; protein autophosphorylation; peptidyl-serine phosphorylation. Gene Ontology annotation, molecular function: calcium/calmodulin-dependent protein kinase activity; calcium-dependent protein serine/threonine kinase activity; calmodulin binding. Gene Ontology annotation, cellular component: cytoplasm; nucleus. The record is from RefSeq and is a predicted model, not a curated record. The coding region runs from base 223 to 1785 and encodes 520 amino acids.